Messenger RNA from Thelazia callipaeda (thelaziosis nematode), 117 nucleotides. The record is from the annotation of a GenBank genome assembly. Lineage: Eukaryota; Metazoa; Nematoda; Chromadorea; Rhabditida; Thelaziidae.
AUGAUCUUGCCGCAACAAUACUUAAAAUAUUUGGUUUUGGAACCAAACCAACAUUUGCAGAAGUUCACUUUACACGGACGACAAGUGAAGCUCCUGAGAUUCCACGCAGUGGCGUAA